CCGGGCGGGUGGUGUGUCCAGGGUACGUCCAGCUCCAACUCGUCCUUGUACAACGCCCCCCGGCGCAAUAUGCGAUGAUACUUACCGCGCCGUAAUAUUCAGGCUUGUCCUCCCCCAAACAUCCAGCAUCCCCGAGAGCCCUUGGUCGCUUCGCUCAGGGGACCCCCCCCCCUCCCUCCCUCCUAACCCGUCAUCUGGUGCUGUACAUUGACGGGCACGCAGUCGCCCACUCAGGCAGCUGAAUUGCUCUGGCUGCCGGGCGGGAUCUUGUCUUAUGCGUGAUUAAUCUAUAAUUACCGCGAUGGCUAAGGACGCUGAGAAUUCCGCAACCGCCGCCGCCCAAUCAAAGCGACCGCCUGUCAACCGCCAUGAUAGCGAUUCGCAAGCCAGCGAUCAUGCAUCCCACCAACACCAUCGAACCAAAGGCCCGAAACACGUUGUUGGCGGAGCUGGCACACGUAUCCAUCCCCGCGUUCCCUCGUCCAAGGCCUUAUACAACAAGAGCCAUUCUGCGUCGACCUCGAGGCUGAACCGACGAGUCGCCUCUCCCUCCCCCGAGCGCACCUCCGCCGUUGCCCCCAACCAAAGCCACCGUCGUACAACCUCCGACCUAAAGCUACAGCGCGACACGCCUUCCAACCUCAAGGAAAACACCUCCCAAUCCAGCUUGAAGCGAAACCGCUCCCAGGUCGAGAUAGGAAAGCGGUCUAAAUCUGCUGCGAACAUCAAGCGGUCGACGUCGCAUAAGGAAGUCAACAAGCUGAAGAGCGGGAAGGGCCAGGUUCAUUUCGAUUUGGGCAGCGACCAGGAGGACGAGUGGGUUGACGCCAGCGCAUCAGCCUCGCCCUACCUGUCGAGACGCGGCUCGACCAUCAGCAGCGAACCGUCUCCGGCAAAGCCGCCGCGCGCUGAGGGCAAUUCGCGACCUCAGACUCCCCACCGAGAAUCCCCCAGCCGCACGCAAGAAGUCUCGCCCGACCGCGACACGGCGCAGCAUAACCAAUACAUCACGUCCCGCCUCCUGCAACGAACCCCUUCUUCCGGCGCGCCACCCCAGAUGUCCAACGAAACCGUCUCGGUCCAUCCCAACUCGGGGUCGCCCGAAUCGCAAAUCGGCCGCGACCCGACGAGUCUUUACGGCACUCCGAAGAACGGCGCCGUGGUCGGCAGCGGACAGGAGGAACUUAUCUCCCGCUUCGUCAGCGGCGGCUCCGGAUCCGGCGCCAACGUCGACAGCGGGUCAUUCUUUGCGGCCGCACGAGCGACGAGCCAGCGCAGCGAAGGGGUGCGGCGACCUCAAUCGCUCAGCAACUUGAACGAGAAUUAUCGAGCGUCGGUGAGCGAGGACGAGAGCGAUAGCGCCCUAGCCCCGCGUACGAGAAAAUCGGGGCACCGAGCCGCGCCCGCGGAAAAGUCGCGAACGCAGCAGAAGCUGAAUCUCCAGCGCGCGAGUUCUUCUAUCGAGCCCCCCCAGGCGGUCGGCGGCGUCGGCGUCGUCGGCGCGAGCCCUUUGGUGGGCGGUACCGGCAGCUACGACAGUCGGGAUCCGCGCAUCGGUAAGCUGCUCGAGCGCACGGGCAUGGAGUACCUCGUGGUCCGGCGGUACCAGAACCCUAUCGCUCGUUCGAUAGCCAGACUGUCGCGUCUGCCCGGCGCGGACAAGAACCUGCAUAUACACAAUCAGAAUGGAAGCAACGGGGCGGCGAACGGGAAGAGGGCGUCGGCCCCGCGUGGCGCCGGUCCGGGCGGCGGGGACGUGGCAAAAUCCAGGCCCGCCACGCCCCGACGGGCCGCUUCGGUGAAGGCGAACGGGGCAAGUUCCAGUUUCGAGGAGGAGAGGAUUCAGGAUCGCAUGAGCGGAUCCAGCUAUACGGAGGGCGAAGACGACGGCGUUGCCGCCAUCCUACGAAAUCUCUGGGAUAAGAACCUGGACCUCAGCGCAAGCCAGGGCUAAGUAGCGCCUUUCUUGUUAUUAUUGCGGGGGGAGUCGUCGUCAUAAACCUGGACGAGGCCCCCGACGUCCAGGGACAGACAACCCCCCCGCCGGAGAGAAUAUUCAUGCGCAUCGGCGGGGCAUAGCAAAGGGAAAACGGACUGUAAUUAUUAAUCUCUGUACGCGGGAUCCCUCGCAUCAGUGCGAGAGGAGACUUGCUUCAUGUUGUUGUUGUUGUUUUUUUUGGUUCCCGCAUUAGGGAGCGACCGCGGGACUCUCGAAGCAUCAGGCGCAACGCAUGUACAUAUUUUCUUUAUUCACACGCUGUUCACGCGCGCAACGCCCGAAACACCGCGCGAGGCUAGGCUAGGCUAGCCUCUCACCCCCUCCCCUCCCCUCUUCCCCGCGCCGCAUGCCUCGGACGUACCCGCGGGCUUCCGUCCGCUGCCGCCGCUGCUUAGACCCGAUCUGCCUUCCGUCUUCUCGAUCCGCCGUAAGCCUGCCCUAGGUUCGUAGCAGGGAAAGGGAGCUUUGGGGGGGGAGGGGGGGGAUGUAAUGUGCUGUCGGCGCGCGCCGUCCAACGGUGGGUGCGUCUUGUACGCCAGGCCGGGGGAAGGACGGAUUCCGCAGGGCUGCCUGACGUACCUAAUAGGCACCUAGUAGUGCACUGCGGGCGGGUCGACGUCGGGGUUGGCGCUCCUGGAGAUGCGCGGAGGAGAGCCAGCUGAAAGGGGUGAUGCUGGGG
Messenger RNA from Durotheca rogersii, 2678 nucleotides. RefSeq lists its product as uncharacterized. The coding region runs from base 302 to 1954 and encodes 550 amino acids. The record is from RefSeq and is a predicted model, not a curated record. NCBI's taxonomy places the organism in Eukaryota, Fungi, Ascomycota, Sordariomycetes, Xylariales, Xylariaceae. Gene Ontology annotation, cellular component: TORC1 complex; fungal-type vacuole membrane. The transcript has a single exon.